This is a messenger RNA of Mesorhabditis belari, 1218 nucleotides long. The record is from the annotation of a GenBank genome assembly. Lineage: Eukaryota; Metazoa; Nematoda; Chromadorea; Rhabditida; Rhabditidae.
AUGAUAUUCUCGCCUUUUACAGUAAUCCCUAGUGGUCACUGGUUUCAACCAACAAACGAUUCAAGGCGGAUGGCCGUUUCGACGGGAAAAGUCUGGGUGGGACCGUUGUUGUUGAUUUUGCUGAUCGCUUUGAUCUAUAUUUUCUCACUGUUACCACAUACACAUCACAAGAAUUCGUAUAUCUAUGGAGAUGAGGAUCAAGUGGAGUUGACGAAUUUCCCCGUCGAGAAACAACAACAUCGAGGAUAUGAAUUCUCACAGAAUUCUCUCAAAAUCACCCUCAAUUUGAAAAGCCAAAGUCCAAUGUGCAAUUCUCGGGGUUCCGCCAUCAUGCACAGUGACGGUUCCGUGAAUUGCGAGUGCUUGGAUGUACAUGGGUUGCCGCUGUUUUCCGGGAACAGAUGCGAGACUCAUUUGUGUUUACACAAUGGGACUUUGGCAGACGACAAUAAUUCGUGUCAUUGUGAGGGCCCGUGGAUGGGAAAGCAUUGCGAGUAUCGGUGUCAUGGCAAUAUCAGCAGAAAUGGCACUGAUGCAAUCUGUGAAUGCCAGGAAAGGGAUUACGGUGAAUACUGCCAGCUACAUUGCAGUGAGAAGAACGCAAUCUGGGAUCGCCGCUCAAAGAUGUGCACGUGUUUCAACGGCUACGACGCGCCAAGCUGUAUCCUCUGUCUCCGUCCCGAGUGUUCCAUCGCUCAAAGUCAGCAUAAGAAAGGCGUUGUCAACUCUCGUCUAACACUUUCCGGACUCUCGUUUUGUUUAAUCACAAUUGGACUGUUGUGUAUCACGGCGAGACGAAGACGAAUGACAGCAACGGCUUUACCCGGCUCAGAUGAAACGUGGUAUCGAAUCUUUCAGCCACAGGCGGCCGGUCGACGGUGUCGUCACGAUUUUGUUUGCGGUGGCUCGUGGAUUCCGAGAGAUCGUGCGCUCUUGGUGGGCAAUUCGAAUCGACAACCGACACAAGCGAGAUUAGCCAGAAAUAACAGAUCCCUCACCCCACCACCAUCCUAUUGUUCUGUGGAGCAUUUGGACGGCUCAUCCGGCGCUCCACCAACUUAUGAAGAAGCUGUGCAUCGGGGUCAAAACAUCGACAUCGAAAUGCAUUUGGAUCGAAUCAUCGAAGAUGGCGAUCGCCAAGAAAUCGUUGAAGAUAAAGAACAAUCCACCACAAUCACAACCACUCACACAGACACAGGUAAACGAAGAGUCCUCAGC